This is a messenger RNA of Aureobasidium pullulans EXF-150, 231 nucleotides long. RefSeq lists its product as uncharacterized. The record is from RefSeq and is a predicted model, not a curated record. Bases 1 to 231 code for a protein of 76 amino acids. NCBI's taxonomy places the organism in Eukaryota, Fungi, Ascomycota, Dothideomycetes, Dothideales, Saccotheciaceae. The transcript has 3 exons.
AUGAAGGACCCUACGUCAUCUCCUUCGCCGUACAGCUCACCUAGCGAUCUCGGUUGCAACAUCACAACAGGAACCACUCGUAGCAGCGAUGUACUGGACUUGCCACUCAGCGGCGUGACGCUCGUCAUCGGACGCAUCCUUGGCCCUUUCGACAACGAGGACGGCUACUCCGACGAGGGGGAGGACGACUUCUACCACGGCGACCGCAACUCUGAUUACUACCGUCGUUAG